CUCAAGAUGGCCUCUGAGAAGGAUGACUUUUCUCAAUACAUAAUUUCUCGCGAGGUUGAUAUAAAUCUUUUAAACUGCGGCUCUGCCUUUUCUGGACUAACAGAAAAAGAAAAGCUUUAUGCUCAUUACCUGUGUCGAGCGUCAUGGGAGGGUUCUCUCAUUUGCUUGCUUCAGACUUCUCCUGAGUCACCAGGAAUCUUUUUACUUUUACAAAACUUAUUCCAUGCGGAACCUAUAGAGAAGCUUGUAGAGAGACUUUUACGGAUUGAAAAUGGUCCUUCCAAGGAUGAAGUAGAGGUAAGUUACAAAUAAGAAGUGGAGUACUUGCAGAAUAUCCGGCCCACUAAUUGUCUUGCUUGGAAUUGAAAACUGCUCCCGCAGUCCCACAGUCGUGUUCUAUUGUUAAAUUCUUGGUUUGCAACCACGUGACAAGGCGGCCAUGUUGGGGGUCAAAACAAAAGAAUAUUUCCUCGAAGAAUUUACAUGAAAAUAGAGUUUAGUUCCCAGAGGAGAGAAAUGCUUUUGUUCUUGACCCCCAACAUGGCCGCCGUGACGUCACGUGCAACCCAGCAAUACUUAAACUAAAAUAAAAGUGUGUAAAAUGAGUGCUCCUACAGUCUUGCACUCCUGCAGUCGCUGAAAAGUGAUAAUCCUGCAUUUUUCUGGCCUGAGACCAUCUCCAACCAAGAACUUCUCUCCCGUUGUAACCAAGAGAGCAGGGAGACCAUCAUCAUACGAAGGUGAUGGGGAUGGAUCGGAAUGUCACCCGCAGAGAGCAGGGCAGCAUCACAGCCCUACAGCAUUGGACACCAGAAGGAAAACAUAAGUGGGGACAACCCAAGAACACCUGGAGUCAGACAGUGGAAGGGGAGUUCAAGACCCUACAGCAUACCUAGGGAACCAUUCAGAAGCUGGCCUAGAACAGACAGGAGUAGUGAUCCUUUGUUCCUGCCCUGCAUGCCUGAAGGCAUUCAUGGGCAUGAGUGAGUGAGUGAGUGAGUGUGAGUAAACCGAGUGCUCCUACAGUCCCACACUACUGCAGUCGCUGAAAAGUGAAUAAUAACUGGGUAUACAACUGGUGCUUCUGCAGUCCCUCACUCCUGAAGUCAAUGUUAAGUAACUGGUGUACUCUUAGAAUGAGGUAUACUAGUGCUCCUGCAGUCCCGCAGUCCCGUAUACCUGCCAACUCUCACGCCUUAGGCGUGAGUCUCUUGCCUGCGGGUUGAAAACUUUGAUCUCACGCCGGCUCACGCUUGUGGGCCAAUUUCUCACGCCUGAUCGAAAAAUGUGGGUUUUUGCCGUCUUGCUUGACACAAUUUCAAAAAAUAUGUUAACUCAGACCCAUGUAAGGAAUGAAAACCAUAUGUGAAAUGAAUAAAUGACAAUACCUUCCUCACGAUCUCUGAUUUUUGAAGUGAAAAGCACUGGGAGCAAGCUCGCUUUUAUACGUGUCCUAAGACUGGGACUCGAUAACUUCGCCUUCGGCAGACUUCAGACGUCUUCGGAAGACUUCGGAAGUCUUCGGACUUCUUCGGAAGACUUCGGACUUCUUCGGGAAUCUUUGGAAAUGAUCGUGUCGUCUUCAAAAAUCCCAGCACUCCCAGGAUAAAAAUCUCACGCUUAUAUCUCAGAAAAAGUUGGCAGGUAUAAGUCCCGUAGUAGAUGUCAGAAUUUAUUAUGCAAAUUGGAUGACUGUGAGACUGCUGGAGUCUUUGUUCACUUUGAAGAAAGCGGUGUUUAGAGGGUACUGUCAUAUAAUUUAUCAGCAUACACAGGCUUGUCUUUUACAGCCUUGAAAUCUAAGCUUGAGGAUAUUAUUUUUAGAAUAUUGAUAGAAUUAUAUGGUAGUAUAGUGAUUGGAGUGUCUGGUUCAUAUUUAGUCUGCAAUAUUAAACUAGGGGAUUUUUGUGCAUUCAAAGUCUAGAGUAGCAAAAAAUCAUGGUCUGGUACAAUAAAAUUUGCCCUUCAGAGGUAAGUGAUCAAGAUAUCUGAAACUAUAAUGUACAGUGUGUAAGUUGUGUUGUAGUUUAUUCGUUAUCAGGGAAUUUUUUUUAUGUACAAAAAAACGUCCUCUCUUAAUCUCUUAGAAUUUCUUGAUAUAUGCUGCUGCUUUCUAUGGUAACCUUGGUAACUACAAGUCUUUUGGGGAUACCAAGUUUGUUCCAGAUUUACCCAAGGUAAUUAUAUCUGAAACUGUCAGGCUCAUUUCUCUAGUUACCUGCUGAUUAUACAUGGUGUUUCAUGUUAAUAGACAUUCAGGCUGUGAUGAUAUUGUGUCAACAAAGAAGCUAAUCUUUUUCCUCUUCAUUGUUUUCUUUUUCUGUCUGAUCUUGAAUGAUUUCUUUGGGUUGUAGUACAAUAUACCUGACUUACUUGUAGUCUUGAAGAUUGGGAUAGUUUAAUUAUUAUUUUCAUGCCCCCAAUUUACAGGUGGGCUUUUUUUUCCCUCUGAGUGGUAAAACCUUAUUUUGCUUGAAUCUUUAAGGAAAAACUUCAAAGCAUCAUCUUCUCAAGCAAGGCCUAUGAAGACGAUCCUAAGAGAAUGGAACAGUUAUGGAAUGCUUGUGAGGAUGCAAUGUUCUCUCUCAACCCCAGAACACAGCAGCUAGGCCUUGGAGAACAGGUAUUCAAAAGAUUUGUCAAUCCACCUGCUUUAUAAUUACUUUAAAUUACUGGUAAAAUAACACAGCGAGCUGACGCCCGGCAAUUUUUCCUCCUUUAGUGGAAUGUUUGCUUCCUAAUCAACACUUGAGUUUAUUAAUACUAAAUAAAAACUACACAAAUUUAGGUCUUUGUUGCCUGUUUCUGUGGUUAUGUAUGCUGCUGAGUAUUGUGAAACCUAUUUACUGGUUGGAAAAUAGUGUCAGUCAUAUAUUACUUGUUAUGGGUACCAUGUUUGAAAAAGAACUUCUUUUAUGCCUCUGUGGUUAUUGUUGGCCACCACUCAUUUCUGGAAAAGGUAAUACUUUCAACCUAUUCUUUUUAGGGCCUUUCAACAUACUAUUCUAGUAACUGUGCCAAGACUGAUGCUGAAUUUGCUCAAGAGUUUAUGAAAGAAAAGGUACGAUUGAUGGCUUCUUACAAUGUAAGUUAGGGGUAUAAAAAUGUUUUUGGUCAAAAUUAAAUUCACAGGGCUCGAAAUUAUAACUCUCUAUUCACCAGUGGGACUAAAAUUUGAGCGAUGGCUGCUACAUGUUAAGACAUGGUUGCCAAUAUAUAGGCCAGUCACCUUAUGUUUUAAUAAAAAAUCUCCAAUCACAUCUCUAAUUAAUAGAGUAAUGAGUUUACUGGUGGUAAAACAAAGUAUCGUUCUGUGUUUUCCAGCUACUCAAAAACUCGCGCGAACAAAUUACCUUUUGUCAAGGAGAAGCAUAGAUAAUGUAAGACUUACAAUGCACAACUUUUGCCAUAUGUCAGAUUGUCUCUUCAAUAUAUGUGUAUGAUGUUAGGCCCGGUUCAGAUGCUGUACCUUUCAUGAACCAAACCUAAUACUUUGAAUUAGGUACAUGAAAAGUUUGGCUUCUGAAUUAAUUAGGAACGCCUGUUUCAAUUUGGAACAGCUCAGCCGUUCUUUUCAUGUAGCCCGGCCGGGAAUUUCCUUUGAGCUUCUUUGGAAAGGCUUUAAUUUAGAUGCUGAACUUUUCUUGUACCGAACCUAAUGCAUAAAUUAUUAUAAUGUAUUUUGCAAGCAGUUUGACCGAAAUGAGCAUUUUCUCCUUUUGAAUUAAGUUUGGCUGGAAUUAAGAUAGGCAUCUGAAUCAAUUCAGCCGGUCUAAAUAAUUUGGGUCGGCCUUAAUUCGAAUUAGGUUUGGCUCAUGAAAAGUUCAGUGAACCGGGCCUUAGACUGAGACAAGGGUAUACGUAGUGUUGUAUGAACAAAUGUACAGGUGAAUAAAAAAUAAAAGCAAAGAGUAAAAUUGUACAAACUAAGGAAACUGAUUGAACAUAUUGUUGGACACAUCAAGCAUCAUUGAAUAAUCCAAGUAGUUCAUUUGGCAAAGAAGUGAGCCUAAUAAAUAAGCCAUGCAUGGAAACCUCUUCCACUGGUGUAUGAGGAUUUCAGUCUGAAAAAGUCUUUCACAGAUUUUACUAGUACUCCAGGAAAUGAAGAAGUAACUAAAGGAGCUCCUUCAGUGUACCAGUAUUUUCUUCUGACAUAACUGUCAUACUGCCUUGAAGUCAUAAAUUGGUGACCAAAAUGUUAGCCAGCUGGUGCCUGAAUGAAAAAGUUAAUGUUGAGACCUUAUUCAUGUUGAAAUGUUUUAACCUAGGUUGAUUCUCAAUUUCCUCUGUCUCCUAGUCAUGAUUAUUCAUAAAUUAGGGCUAGGAGACAAAGGACAUUGAGAAUUAAACUAGGUUAAAUAAUACAUUAUUUGCAUUUACCAUUAGUGUUUGUAUAAUACUGUCCCCACAUAAGAGUCUUUGUUUUUGUAACAAGAUGUCUCCCUUACUUAUCUUUGCAAAGUGUGGCUUAAGAUAAUCUAUGUUAAUUCCUUACCAGGAUUUCCAUUGAAGUUAUUGAGGGAUAUCUAAGAAUAUUUUUUAGUAGCCACUCAACAUUAAAGCCAGGAUUAAAGUAUCUGUGGAUUUAUUAUUUCAGGAAAUAGAAACAUACAAUACCAGACUGUUUAAGGAAGAAAAGAAUGGCCAAGUAACCUACAUUCUUCGUUUGGCAUCAGUUGUAGCUACUGGUAAGAUAAGUUAUUUUUCUUUUACAAUUUGUCAUUACUUUUUUUUUUAGAAAGUCCAUUGACUUUUGUUAGUCUGUGUAAUCAAAUGGUGACAAGUGAAAUAACAAAAUACACCUUUUGCUGUUCAUUUUACGAGAAAAUACGCAUUCAUUUGCGUGAAACGGCGACCAAUUUUGCGAAGAUACAUUCAUUAGCACGAAAAUACAAACAUUUGCGCAUAAAUCAGAUUCAAUUACGAUUUUUGCAUUUUAAUCAACAUUCAAUAACACUUUUGGGCAUUCAUAUGCAUCAUUGGGCAUACAAAAGAGAAAAAUAUUCUUUCAUUAAUGCCAACAUCAAAGUCAUUAACACCAUUUUGAAAGUCAAUAGGGACAGCUGACAUACAUUAAAGUGCAAACACUAUUCAUUAACAUUUUUAUGACACUGUUUGCAAUUCAAUAGCAUUUCUGGACAACCUCAUGAUGGAUAAGACAAACAUUAAUUAAACGCACUUGUACAAUCAAUUGAGUGUUCUUUACAUUUAAUAUACAAAAAUCGAUUUUCAAUUAAACAAUAGAAAUUCAAACAAAUUUGGCCUGAAUUUCAGUCAGUUAAAUGUAUAUCCCUCAAAAACCUCACUAUUUAAACAUUUUGGGAGGUAGGUUUGUGUGGAAUGGUACCCCUUAGCACAUUUAGCUGCGGUCACAAUGUCAUGUUUCAGUGCAGAGCUUCAGCAAGCACUGCAGUUGUUGUUUCCAAACUCCGCUAGUGGGAUUGCUGGGGCUUUGCCCUCUCAAUCCUGAUAUACAUCUUUGAAUUUCCGGACUCGAGAUGUCGGCCUUUGGUAUCACUUUCAGACAACUUAAAUCCUUUUCUACGAUGUUGAGUUGGGAAGCAUAAGUUGUGUACAUAUGGGGAAGGAAUGGCCAAAUCUAGGUGGGCUGGCACCCCGUCAUAUCCAAAGACCACCGACUUAUCGGGAUCCAUUUUUUCCUCGCCCGUGCCAGAAAGUCACCGAAAAACUGACACAGUAUUCAUUACUCCAGCAGCUGCCAAGGAAAACAUUAAUUUGAUAGGUGAUAUUGCCAUGCGCAUAGUCAAGUUUCAUCUCGUUGGCCGCACACUUGGCGGUACGCCCUCCACUCCCUGUUGCGCCCUACCAUGACUUCUGGCCGAAUAGGGUAAAUGUAUAGCCGCAGCCAUCAACGAACACACAGUGGCAAAAUACGGCGUGAUUCUUUGAACAAAUUCAGGCCAAUUUUGGGGGGGAAUUGGUAUUGUUUAAUUGAGAAUAGAUUUUUGUCUAUUAAAUGUAAAGAACGCUCAAUUGAUUGUCCAAGCGCAUUAAUGUUUGUCUUAUCCAUUCUCAAGCUGUCCAGGAAUGCUAUUGAAUUGCAAACAGUGUCAUAAAAAUGUUAAUGAAUAGCGUUUGCACUUAAAUGUUUGUCUAUAAUUAUUUGUCCCUAAUGAUUUUCAAGAUAAUGUUAAUGACUCGAUUGUUGGCGUUAAUGUAAGUAUAUUUUUCUCUUUUGUAUGCAGAAUGACGCAAAUGAAUGCCCAAAAAUGUUAGUGAAUGUUGAUUAAAAUGCAAAAAUCGUUAUUGAAUCUGAUUUAUGUGCAAAUGUUCGCUUUGUCGCGCUAAUGAAUGUAUCUUCGCGCUGUUGGUCGCCGUUUCACGCAAAUGAAUGAAUAUUUUCUCGUAAUGAACAGCAAAAGGUGUAAUUUCAUGCAUGUUUUGUCCAAAUUCUGAUUGGUUAUUAGGAUUUGGACAAAUUGCAAGUGAAAUAGUUCCUAAUUUCACAAGUAUAUGUUGUGGUUCAAUUUUAUCCUUGGUUUAAAUUUUAUUUUCUUUUGUUUCAAACUCAUUAUCAUACAAUACCAUACCCAAACACAAAGGAAAAUAAAAUUUAAACCAAGGAUAAAAUUGAACCACAACAUAUACAAUAAAGUUACCUGUUAAAUAUCAUGGGUGACAAAUUAUGCUCACAGUUAUAGUAAUUGUAGGUUUUUGACUUUCUCAUAGUUAGUAUUGAUCCAGAACUCCACACACUGAAAAGUUAACUUUAUAGCUUAGUGUCUGGCUUAAGUUGAUGCUACCUGUAUCUUGGCACUUACAUGUAUGGAAAUUUUGUAACUUCACACUUUUUCUCCUCAAUUUUUAAAGCACUUAUUUAGAAUUAAUCACAUUAACGUGCAAUAAUGAAGAAACCCAGGGUAGGAAAUAUGAGAUCUUUUUAUGUAAACAUGGUUCUCGUAAGACUUGAAUGAAUCAAUGAUCAAAGAGGUGUGAGAGAGCAGGGCACUCUUCAAAUAACAAAAAAAAUUGAAUAAAAAUACUAAUAUUGUACAGUUGUAGUGGAGCUCUCACGCGCCCAAAGUGUGCACAGCGGAGCACCAUGGGCAAAAUUUGGUUAUCUCUGCAUUCAAGAAAUUUUGGUUCGUCUAUACGUACGUCCACCACCACAUGUUAGGGGAUGUGAAAUGGCGCACUUUAAUACUAGCUAGAAGUCCAAUAGGCAUAUUCUACAGUGUACCUGUGUAAAAGGAGUGUAGCUAAAUGUCAUGGAGCAUGGGUAGCCGGGUAGAGGUCGUGGGUCAUGGGUGUGGGUGGUUGGUGUGGGUAAAUGUCGUGGGUAAAAGUUUUUUCAUGAAAUGAAAAUCUUCACAUACCACAUACAUACCAGGAGUCCUAUUCCUCUUUCCUCAGCAAAGCAAAUAAGCGAAUCGUUUAGUACAAAUGGACAAAAGGCAUUUAGGCAACAAAUAAAAGAAACUCUCUAUACCAUGUAAGUUACCUGAAUCAGGCUAAAGCAAAACUGGAGACUGAACUGCUUUCUCUCAAAGGUGUCAACAUUCAUGACUGAAACGUCCUUUCAUUUUAAGGAAUGAUAUUCAGAAUCGUUACGGCAAAGAUUUUGUACACAAAACAAAACAAAAAAGAGUCGAGAAAAUUACAUUUCCGUACCGCAAUAAAAUUUACAUACAGUCUUGCCUUAACUUGAAAGGUUGAGCAUGAAGGUGGUUCCUUCGUAAGCUAAGAGACCUAAAACUAAAGACUUCUACCCCAAAAUAUGAAAUAGUUCAAAAUUGUCCUUUUUUUCCCCCUCACUUCCCCUCCCCUUUCCCAUGGUGAUCACUUUCCAUUGUGUUAAAAAAUCUCCGCUGAUCAUUGGAAUUGUAGAUCGAAUAAAGCAUCUAUUUGACAUUUAAAGUAAGCUUAUUCACCUGAAGCCGUGUCUGAAUUUUGUUUAGAUCAGAAUUCAUUUCAACUUGUAAUUAUAAGGUAUCAGCAUCUUCGGCUGUACGCAUUAAAGUGAUGUCGUCCGCAAACAUUCUGGGCCUUGAGUACGGUUGACAUUGGGCAAAGGCCAUUAUUUUAUGUAUAAAAUAAGCAACUGUGGACCAAGAAAUGAUCCUUGAGGAAUUCCACAUGUCAACGUACAGAAAUCACAAAGUUCACCGUCUACUAAAGUUUUCUGUUUUUGCCCAGUAAGAUAUGAUUUAAACCGUGCUAAUAAACGUUUGGAACCUAACUCCAUAAAACUUGAGUUUCUGGAAGAGGAUAGAGUGGUCCAUGGUGUCAAAGGCUUUUUUUAGAUCCAAAAAAAAACAACACAGUAAAUUAUUUACAUCUUGCAAGCACUUUACAAGACAGUUUUUGUGUCCACUUUGAACCAAACAACCAGCCAAUUGUGAGAAAAUAAAAAUGUAAAUGAAGCCCUGGCAGUGCACUGUGUGUGAUCUCUCCAUGAAUUUUUUUUAGCGGAACCAUGUCUUGGUGCCAGUGGAGAGGAAGAUAAAGUGGCAUCUCUUCUUGGCUCACAUAAAUUUAAAGGCUGCACCUUUAGGGUUGAGAGAGGCGAUUAUUCUGGAAUUCUGAGAAAGGUUGUAGAAAAUUUGGAAAGAGCAGAGGUAUAAACUACAUGUAUACUAACAAAAAUAAUAUUUAGUAUAUACUAAAACAGUGGAUAGUGUUUUUCACGCGCUCUGAUUAGCUACUCAAUCAGUGAAUAUCCUGCACUAUCUACUGAUUCACCUCCAGUUCCUCCGAGCGAGCGACGCCAAACUCGCGUAUGUUGCGAGCAAAAUGCCUUCCCGGUUUGCUGCCGUAACAAACUAACAAAUUUCACAACUGAUCAAGCAAACUAUUCCUGAAAUACAUGAAGAAGGUGACGAAGUUCGGUUUGGAAGUUUUAACAGGUAAAGCCUUGUCUUUUUCACUUGAAUUUAUCGAUAAAACCGGUGAAAAAGUUUUUUGUUUACAAAUGCAAAUUAAGCUUAAGUCUUGCGUUACUCUGUUUAGUUGAUUUGUUCAUAAAGAAGCUGAAAACUAAAUUUAAUAAUCUUUUUUACAGAAUGAUUUUAAAUACUAAAAGAAUUCACAACUCCUUUUGAAGAAACUUUCCCGCUAGAGCUAAACAAACGCCUUCAAAAGUUGUAUUUGUCACCAAGAAAAAGCGACGACCGCCGCCGUUCGGUCAUUGUGCGUUAAAAUUGUAAUCGUUGGCAACAGUAAAUGAGUUAAAAAUUAUCAUUUUUGUGCUCAAUUAUCUCACUUUUUUAGCAUAUACUAGGAGUCUUUUUACAUGGAGUGGGGGACCCCGGUCUAGUGGGGUAGGUUUCUUUUGUUUUGUGUGCUCCAGAGCGUGAAAACAAAAGAAACCAACCCCACUAGACCAGGGUCCCCCACUCCAUGUAAACAGGCCCUAAAACAAUUAUUCACCGAAGUGGAGGUGGCUAGUAGUGGUGGUUGCCGCGCCGCUUCGCGGCGUCGGUAAAUAUUCACUUCGGUGAAUAAUUGUUAUUUAUUGUUUUAUAGUAACUUAAUGAAAGAGUUAGUUUCAACUGAAAAGAAACUGGUGUUGCAUUGUAAUUAUAUACAUGUAGUUAAUUUACCACACUUUAAAUGGAUUGAGUUGAUGACAAAGGGCUAGCUCCUCAAAUGUCAACUUUUCAAUCUUUUUACAGUUGGUGAAUUUAUUUAUCAAUUCAGUUUGUAAGCCAAUUUCUGAAAUACAUGUAUGCUUGGAUGUAGCGAAGGAAAAGCUAAGCAGGUUGUUUUAUUAGUCAAGCCAGCUUUUUUACUCAACCGUACCUUCGAAAUUAGCCCAGGCAGGGUUCGUACAGGUCAUGGAAAACCUGGAAAAACAUGAAAUUAACCCAUUCGCCCUUGAGAAUUUUGCCGAAAAAUGUGUUUUGAAGCUAGUCGAGCCAUUUUCUAGUCACUGUCUUGCUGUCUGGCAGCAUAAAACGUGGCGUAGUCAAUGGUUGGAGCAAGAUAACGAGAUAUCUUUGUACACUGAAAGAGUACAUCAGCAAAGAUGUUUGUUGUGUUAACCUUUACGUGGUCUUGUUUCAGGAGUUUGUUUCUAAUGACAAUGAACUGUCCAUGUUAAAGAACUACAUCCACAGCUUCAAUACGGGAUCUAUUAAUGCGCAUAAAGAUGGAUCUAGAUUUUGGAUAAGAGAUAAAGGACCCAUUGUAGAAACGUAAGAACAUAACGGAAGUUAAUUCUACAUUGUUGCAUAAUUGCUGGAGUUGAACUUUUUAUUUUCAGCUUCGCCAGUUACUGAAGAAAUUAAAGAAGUUUUUGUAUUUCUUGUUCUUUAAACGCGCUUCGUUGAAGUUUUGAAUAUCCCUCUUAUAUUUUUCACCGUGUAUCAAAGUUUUAUUGAAGUAUGCAUGCAGGUUGACCGCAAUUUUGAUUUAUAGUAAUCUUAAUGAUCAAGCUUGAUCAGUCCCAUCUUAAGAAUGUUAAUGAGCAGACUUUUUUUUCUUUUCAAGUUAAAAGACAAAUUCUUUUCUCGACCGCCGCGAGGUUUUGCUUAUUUUCAUUUUACUUAUUCUUCAAUACCAUUCCAAUGCUCUCAUUCGCGUAUAGUUGUAGAUUUACUUAUCAGACUGAAAAAUUCAACGUUACUGUUUUUCUAUACUGUAGCUAUAUAGGGUUCAUUGAGACAUACAGAGAUCCUUUUGGUGUUCGAGCAGAAUAUGAGGGUAAGCCAACUUCUCACUUCCUUCAUCCUGUUUCCUUAUUUAGUGCUACAUUCAUUCUUUCACCUUUCCGCUUCAGAUUAGCUCGUAUUUUAUAGGCAUCUUUUUAGUUUUGUUUAUUUUAGUUUGCUGAGUGAACAAUGCUGCCUUUAUUGAUUCGUGAUGACAUAGCCUGCUUUAAAUAGUUAAUGUCGUUGUUGUUGUGUUUAUAGCUCAGCACCCGUAAUAAUUACAAACGCUUGUGUAGCGACGGUGGGACAGUAACAAACAAACAAACGAGACAAAAGACUGGGACCCAACAAACAAAACAUUGAGAAUUGUAGAAACUCUGCAGUCCUCCUUCUUCCCAAUUUACAAAAAAAGAAAUCAGUGGACUUUUCCAAAAAACUGUCACAAAUUUUUCUAUCGACAACUGAAUGUGGUGCAAAGGACUGUUCCACUACAGUGUAACUCAUAUUUUUAACCUAUAUUUUGAACGCCGUCUUCCUGCAGGGUUUGUUGCUGUCGUGAACAAAGAAAUGAGUGCCAAGUUUUCGACACUAGUUUCUAGUGCUGAGAAGCUUCUUCCAGACCUUCCGUGGCCUCGUGAAUAUGAAAAAGAUACGUUUUUACGCCCUGACUUUACUUCACUUGAUGUAGUUGGCUUCGGCAGUAGUGGGAUACCAGCUGGAAUUAACAUUCCUAACUGUAAGUUGGCUGUAAACCUUCAUCACUUUAGUCAAUGGGUGCAUUUUUUAGCUAUUUUGAAAAAAUAGCUCAUAUGUCAGUGGUGUGAGCGUAUGUAUCUUUGUGGCUUUGUAACUUUGUAUCUUUGUAACUUUGUAACUUUGUAACUUUGUAUCUUUGUAACUUUGUAUGUUCGGAUGUUUGUUGCAAGAGCCAAUAAGGUUGAAGGUACUAUUAGUUGAUGCUUAGGAACCAAUGAGAUCUUAGCAUCUACUUAAACAUGACAUUGGUAAAGGUCGAACAAGGGCACUUUGAGACCGCCAUCUUGAUUCUUCACAAUUUUUUCGUCUUUUAUUACGGCUACAGGUGUUUGGAAACAUUAUGUUAAAUAUCUUCAUGAUUCAAACGCUGUGUACAGUGAUGCAGCUGUUUAAGGGUUCAUAUUUUAGUAUGGAUGCUGCUUCAAGGCAUUUCUGACCUAAUUCGGCUAUCUGUACAACGCACGUCAGUAUGAGUUCUGUUUCACCCGCUUCACUUGGGUAGAGUAUAAAAGAUCAUAUAUUUUCAAAGCUCUUCCAAUGAAGCAAUAAUUGAUAUUUAGAUAUAGACUUUAAUUCGAAAGUAUGCGCCCUAUAAAAUGUGGUUUUAGAAGUUUAAAAAGGCAGCUUAUUUUUGUGAAAGCUGUACCGAGUAUUGUUAAUCCUGUAAACAAGCUUUAAAAAUAUUAUUCUCUCGCUUACAAAGUUCAACAGACCUUUUUCGUUCUGGCAAAACAAAACAAAAGAAUAAUAAGUGAACAACAUGAUACAUCCUUCCUGCAUACUAAGUAUUAUAGUUUCUGAAACGUAUUUUAUUUAGUAAAGAUGCGUAACUUAAGUAGAAACAGUAGCGUUAGGGAAUAAAAUUGGAAGAAGCUAGUUGACACAAUAAUUAGAUACUGUUGUAUUGAGUGGAGUAACAUGAUACAAGUAGAAAUAUAUUUCGGCAGUUUGAUAAUUUUCUUGGAAGUUAGUAAAGGUUAGGCUAUCAACCUUGACGUUGCAUGAAACAUAAAUUAAUUGCAGAUGUUGUAAUAAAGCCGAGGUGAUUUCUUAAAAUCGCUUGAGAAAAUUUUGCAGUAAAACAAUUUGCCUUUUUUUUGCGUACGAAUUGUAAAAGGGUCAAAGACCAACAUCUUCACAUGCAAAUUGUGUGCAUGAGUUAUUUUUAUAAUUCUGUUUACUAGAUUACUGUGUGAUAACUCGAAUUCCCUCACGUACGAACCACGAAAGGGAGCAAAGUCCAACACUUUCACGUGCCAGCUGUGUGACUGUACAUCUCAUGCAGAUUGGCUUUUCACAAUAAUAAUAGUAACUUGGACGUAUGAAGACCUGUUUCGUUUAGUAACCAAUGCCCUUAAAAAGGCUCUUGUCAUUUAAGAAGCAAUAGCUUUUAAAACAUAAAGAAAUAAGUUCUCGGAGUUAAAGACUGUCUCACAAAUGUUAAUAAAUAUUAGGUAUCAACCUUGACGUUGCAUGAAACAUAAUUUAAUUGCAGAUGUUGUAAUGAAGCCGAGGUGAUUUCUUAAAAUCGCUUGAGAAAAUUUUGUAGUAAACAAUUUGCCUUUUUUUUACGUACGAAUUGUAAAAGGGUCAAAGACCAACAUCUUCACGUGCAAAUUGUGUACAAGAGUUAUUUUUAUAAUUCUGUUUACUAGUUUACUGUGUGAUAACUCGAAUUCCCUCACGUACGAACCACGAAAGGGAGCAAAGUCCAACACUUUCACGUGCCAGCUGUGUGACUGUACAUCUCAUGCAGAUUGGCCUUUCACAAUGAUAAAUAGUAACUUGGACGUAUGAAGACCUGUUUCCUUUUGUAACCAAUGCCUUAAAAAAGGCUCUUGUCUUUUAAGAAGCAAUAGCUUUUAAAACAUGAAGAAAUAAGUUGUCGGAGUUAAAGACUGUUUCACUGAGUAGAAUCGCACGUGACAACCUCGUGAAUUAUGAUGAUGCAACCAUCUACCACAAUGAUAAAAAUCCUGGUAUUUCGUAACUAUUCAGUAUUCGGUGAGUCACAUUUUGGCUUAAGAAACUCCGAGGAAACCUUGGAGUUUUCCUUCUAAUCAACGUUUGGUGAGUAGAAAUUUAUUUUACUUUAACAAUUUGUUUAACUUGCACCAGAUGCAACGGGGAAAGACAGAGGAAAGUGAAUAUAUAGGUUGAGGAUCGACUCAGCUGAGCGUUUCGCGUUUUCAUUUAUGUAGCGCAAUACCCAAUUUCGCACAAAAACCAAAUCAUCACUCUUGGUAAGGUUACACCGAAGUAUUAUAGUUACACUAAGGCAUUCAAAAUAGCUCAUGCACGUUUAACGUGCCUAUGUUAUAUUGUGCGCCCAGGUAAACUAAUUCUUUCUGUCGAUCUCCAUGUUCGAAUAGUCAUGCCUGAUAGCUUGCAGCCAAUCACAAUCACUUCAUGUUUGAGCGUAACUCUCUAAGGCGAACAGGAAUGAUUUCAGAGGUUUUUUCAACACUAGUUUACACACCAGCGUCAGUUUAUGGUAUUUGGUUAUUUCUAUCCUUUUAUAGAUGAUGAUAUUCGCCAAGAGGAAGGAUUCAAGAAUGUUUCUUUGGGAAAUGUACUUGCAGCUCACACAGUGGAUAAGAAAGUUACAUUCCUAAGUGACGAAGACCAAGUAAGAUGCCAUUCUUUAUUUCAGUGCUACUGCAUAUAGUAUUUCGGCACCAUUAAGCAGUACAACAUGAAUCGAAAAACCGUUAAGUUUAUUUUGGCUGUUUCUUUCAAGCACCAGGAGCUAUAGCAAUACGUUAUUUUACAACUUCUAUUUCAUUCAAAUAUCUAGUUGAUAAACUAGAACAGAGCUGAGCGACCGUUUACAACGAAUACUGUCAGAACGGAGGCCACAAAAAACCUGCCGGAUAAAAUUCCAGUAUAGGGAAAAUACUCGUGCCAACGUUUACUAACCAUGUUUUGCAGCAAAGCACGAUGAAAUCCAGAUAAUUAUUCGAAAACAAACGAAAAAUAACGAAAACAAGCUAAAACCCUCGGGAAACUCGAUUUGCCACUUAAUAAAUUAAAUAAAUAAAAAGUAAACAAAUAAAUAAAAAAUAACGUGGGCUAAAGGAGUUGUCGGCUUAGAAUGCUUUCCCACGUGUUAAGCAUCCCUUUUAUAGCACUCCGUUCUAAGUCCUCACUGCUCCUGUGCCUAAGAAAUGUUUCAUUUCCGGCUAAUUCGUAUUCACUCAAACGCCGGAAAUUCCACUUUGCUUUAGUCUCUUUGCAUAAUUUAAACGUUAGCUGUCGUUAUUGCCUUUGUUUGUUUGUUUGUUUUUUUUUUCAUCUAAAAAAUCCAGGAAUUGUUUACGAAGCUUAAAGCACCAGCUUUUGAGGUUCAGGUUGGCCUUCAUGAACUUUUAGGGCAUGGAAGUGGAAAACUAUUUGUUAAGGUAACUAUCUUCAAAUGCAUGUCUCUUGCAAGAUGACGUGUUGUUUCGUUUGAAAUCUAUUUUUAUUCGAUUUUGAUUUUCUUUUUCAGCGACAAGAUGGCUCUUACAACUUUGAUAUUGAAAACGUGAAGCACACAGAGACUGGAGAAAAAGUAAGGACGAUACUUGCAAUUUUUUUACCUCUAUCGCUAUUAAACUAUGAAAGAAAAAGGUUCUAUCUUAAGAUGUGAUCUUGUUUUAAUAGUUUAACCACGUGAUGUGGUUAAGAUGGACGGCCGUGUGUUUAAGUGCUCCGCGUAACAUUUCGUAAAUUUCUAAUGUUUAAGUGUGCCUUCUGUUUUCUUCUAUUUGUUUGGUUAUCUUGUUUCGGGUGUCAUAUUAUGCCUCAGUUAGCCUGUCUUCGUAAUCGUUCAGUGUACUUGCCUUGUUUUAUGUUAGUUUAAAUUCUAUUUACUGUAUAGUAGUGUCUUCACUGUUAUUUAGUCCAUCUCUAUAUAAAUCUUGUUUUGUAAUAUGUCUUCACCUCCCCCCGCCUUUAUUUUUUAAGCUUUUUGCGGGUGGGAAAGUAAUGUAAUUAGUUAUUUUCCAAUUUUCAAUAAAAUUUGUUGUUGUUGUUGUUGUUGUUGUUUGUUUAUAUGUCGUAAAUAAAUAGUAACGUGCCCUCAAAGGUUAAAUUUGAAUGUCUAAAUUGACAAUAAUAAAGUUAAACGCAGUUAGUAUAUACACACUCAGUGAUCUUGGUGAUUUAAGCAAUCUGAUUGGUUCGCUAUCUCGGACUAUUCAACAAUAUUCACCUCCUAGCGAGUGGAUAAUGUGUGAGCUCGGUGUUUUUCCCGUUUUUUUUAGAGAACGAUCUUUUAAAAGUCGACAAAAUCCUAGGGCUGACUUUUUUUAAGGCAAGAAAAGACUUGGAAGGAUUCAAUACGGCGUUUUUCAAUUUACUGUAGCAGGAGUUUUGUGCUCGAUGGAUUGUUUACAACUCCCGUGUAUUCGCGUAGAAGAAGCCGUUUCGUGAACUCAGCGUUUUCUAAGAAGAAAAUUUUGGCUCAAAAAUCGAAGUUUAUUUAUGACAAACAAAUUUAAAAGGAAAUGUUUGCAGAAAUUCUACAUUUCAAGUAAACAGAAAAAAAGAAUGAUACAGGAAGACGACCUCUUACCUCGAGCAACCGAGCCGCCAUUUUUGUCAGCACUUCAUGCGAAGAACGACACAACAUGCCCUUUUGGCUAUAAACUUGGCGAGUCAACAGAAAACAACACAGCUCUACUUUUUUUUCUCAGGUAAGGAAACAGUUCAAACUUUUAGCGAUUCCAUUGAAGCCAUUACGCUGUUGUUUGCGAAAUGAGUAAACUUGUGAAUUGCCAUGUUUGAAAAUUCUGCAAAGAUCUAUUUUUAAACUUACGCGUGAUUUGAUCUGUCAAUCAAAUCCUACUUUUGAAUGGUUUCCUUUCUGAUUUUGUUGAGAUCACUUCGUGUGUAUAUACUAAAACAAUUAUUCUUCUCAAUCUCGGUGAAUAGUGGCUUUGGGAAUAUUUACCUCGCCGCUUUCGCGGCUCGGUAAAUAUUUUGCCACUAUUCACCUCGAUUUCAAAGAAUAAUUGUUAAUUAUUGUUGAGGAUGAACGAAUCCACGUUUAUGGGAAUAUUUGAAAAAUUUGACUUACCAUUAAUUCCAAGUAAAAGUUUUGUUUUUAUUUAAACAUAACGAACUCCAAUCUUGAAAAUUUUUGUCGUUCCCAGAUCACUAGCUGGUACACUGACGGAGAGACCUGGUACACGCGGUUUGCUGAUCUAAGUUCGUCAUAUGAAGAAUGUCGUGCGGAGUGUGUCGGGAUAUAUCUUUGCACAAACAGACAGGUCCUGAGGUCAGUGGCCUUUACCUCUAGAUAAGGCAUUGAGCAUUUUAGGGAGUAGAUUGUCUUAAGUAGAAAGAAGUCCCUGGAAUGAUGUGACACACGUCUUUUGGGAAUGAAAUCGUAAAUAACUGGACAGGUAUCCGUAGAUAUUUAAGCAAUAGAAAACGUUUUCCGUGUUAGCAUAGCCUGAUUUAAACACGAGAGGGGUUGGGAGAAUUCGACACAGUUAUGCAAACCCGAGACGAAGAAUUCUCCCAACCACUCAAGUGUUUAUAUCAGGCUAUGCAAAUACAGGGAAAAAGUUUUCAAUUGCUUUUAUAAAAAACGUUCCCGAGAAAAAACGCAAAACUCCUUGUUUAGGGCAAUGAUUAAAAGAGAAAUUCUUACCAGUCACGAAGUCUUGUACAUGAAGCUUGUACGCAAUCAGUUCUUGUUUUGCAAUAAAGAUGCUUUCCAAAAACACGGGUUUUCUCACUUAAAAUGUCAGCUUAAGCGGAAAAAAAUUGACACAGCAUGUUUCUGAAGAUUUUUCAAGUUUCAGCCGACGAGGAAAUGGGUAAAUAAAGUAAAUGUGUCGAGCUUUCAACUCAAAAAGUUUUUCAAAUCUCUGCUUGCGUGAUUAGCGCGCGAAAAGCAAAACACCUUGAAGCCACUACCAUGUUUACAUACUCUCAUGCAAACACGCCUCUCGGCCAAUCAGAGGGCGCGUACUAUCUUAGUUAUUUUAUAAAUGCUUGUAUUCCACCCUCUGCGUGAUGGCGUCAUUAGUAGCGGCACCUUUCCGUUGAUCUAGCAAAAUAAAUUCAAUAUUGUGCACUAAGUGGAGUUUGACAAGUUGAUACUAGACUAUUCUCAGUCCCCUAUUUUUCCUUGCGAUAACUGAAGGAGAAGUCGCCAUCUUGGUUUUAAAUGUUCAGAGAAAUCAGGGGAAGGUGACAGCAGCUUGAUGAAAGAAAGUGUAUUGUAUAUAAUGUAGCAUCGCUUUCUCCGAAGUAAAUGAAAUGGUUAAAAAAUGGAUUCCAUGCUGCUGCGCGUCUGUUUAGUUCAGCUCACCAAUGAUGUCAAAAUGUAAGAAAAAAAGUGGCACACGAGCCGCGGGGGAGGUGUGGCGUUGAUAGCAUGUUUUGAAGUCUUCUGUGAUCUAAUUCUGUACAGAAGCACGGCAACGUGAAAUCUAUUUGUCUUAUCCGAUGGAAAGGAAACAUAAACAACAAACUUGCUUCGUGGGGCUUGCUUUUCGAAGAUUUGUGCUAGUUUGGACAUUUUCCAAGUCACCAACGGGACUUUUCGUCUCGUCUUUUUUAUCUUUGUUGUCCUGGUAAACAGCUUUUUCUGAGCUUUUUACGAGACCUUCACUUUAUCAAUUUUUAAAACCGUCGCUUAGCGAUGACAAUUAUUUUGAAGAAUUCUUCUAGUUUAGGCGUUUUCAGGUCACAGACAACGCCUUUUGUCCCAGAUUUUCGUUUUCCUUACUUUUUUUGAGGCCUUCACUGGCUCAAUCCGAUAUAGUUUAACCAACUCUUCUAAAAAUGAAAAUGAAGAAAUGAUCGUCGCAGUGAACGCAAUUUAUGCAAUUGCGUAAAGAAGCCUGAAAAAAAAAAAAAAUCCAGGACUCCAACGGGCUUGAACCCGUGACCUCGCUAUACCGGUACGAUUCUCUACCAACUGAGCUAUGAAGCCACUGAUGUUGGGAGCAGGUCAAUUGUGGGUUCAUAUGUUCCCGUGAAAGAAUUUUUUUUCAGGCUUCUUUACGCAAUUGCAUAAAUUGCGUUCACUGCGACGAUCAUUUCUUCAUUUUCAUUUCAUUUCCGCAGUUCAUAUAUGAUUUUUUACACUUCUAAAAACUCCGCGCCAUGUUGUACACAACAGAGAAAGCAAUUUUUUCGUGACGUCAUUCGUGUGUCUGUACCCUAAUAAAUGAUAGGAAACGACCAAACACCAGGCGCGUAGCAUUCUGUACCUUGAAUUAACUCUAACAGAUUUUAGGCAAGGACCAAUCACAGCGCGCGUAGUAUUCAGUACUUUGUAUAAAUUGAAAUGGUAGUCGUUAUCGUUACAUUGAGCUGUGAGAUAAGCCAUGCAAAUAAAGGCAUAUUGCUUUUCUGAUGGUCUCAAUUGGAUGUGGUUUUUUGUCCUUGUAGAGUCUUUGGUCAUGAAGGUACAGCUGCAGACAGUAUAGUGUACAUUAACUGGCUUAACAUGGUACGAGCAGGGCUUCUAGGACUGGAAUUUUAUACCCCUGAAAACGACAAAUGGAGGCAGGUUGGUGUUAGUAGUAUAUCAAUUGUUUAACAGGUAAUAAGUGCAGAUAUUUUUUCGAUUCCCGAAAGGGUAAGAAAAAGAGUGCACAAUCAAAAAAAUGUCCGGUGGUUUUUUAAUCAUUAUUUGGGCGUCGCCCAGAUCGCUUGUUUUGAUUCAAAGUUGCAAUAGGCACCCAACACGUGCGAACGUGAACAAGCCAAGCGACGUGAAUCGACUCAUACAAAACCAUGCCGGAAAGAAAGCUUUCCUAGCAGGGUACUUGAUCCCACUUUUACGAUCUCAACAACCUUGCAAGAAAGAAACACAAUUCCCAGCAGUGCGGGUACGGAGAAAUAAAAAAGCGAUGAACAUGCUAAAGCAACGCCUCCAGACCCUACAGUGCAGGUACCGGUCAUUGCCCUUUUUCAUUGUAAAGACUAUUCAUUACCAGUAAGCACAUGUCCUCUCAGAGAACGAUAUUUUUCCUCGGAAAAGAUAAACUACAAUAAAUCUUAAGCUUACCGUAUUUUUAUCUUACCGGGAAACCGGGCAAUUUUUCAGAAAUUUGAAGGUAAAUCUUUCAAAAAUAAUUGGUUUUGAUAAUAUUUUAGCCCACAGUUGUCGACAACCAAAGAAGAUGUCAAGCAAAAUUCCACGAUCAUGCAUGAGAUAAAUAAGGGAUUGUUUCAGUGAGGAGAAUGACAUGCGAUGAGUGGCCACAUAAAAAGUUUUUCGGCAGCUUGAUAAUUUUAUUGGAACUCAUUGAUGUUAGCCUGUUAAUCUUAAAGUUGAAUGAUGCGUAAUUUCAUUGCAAAUGUUCGGCGUGACAGUUUUUUUUAAAACCCUUGGGUUACCUAGAUUAAGUCGUAUUCUCUCACACACGAACCUCGAAAGCGGCAAAUUCUAAAGCUUUCACGUGCAAACUGCGUGACAAUACAACUCACAGUAAGGGCCUUAUUAUACAUGAGCCGGGCUGGCUGAUUCUGCCGAGGUGACUUUUAUCCCGGUAUUACAUGAACAGGGCCAGCCCGGAGGGGCUAUUUUCAUAUAGAGAUUGGAAGCAGUGCGCAUGAGUAGUGUGUUGCCCGCUGUCCUAUUUCUCGCUUGGUUUAUUCGCCGGGCUCCAUGGCAAGCGUGUUUACUUGUAACAUUUUCAGGCGGGAUUCCGGCAUCACAAUACUGGGAUCCCAGCUAACCGGGCUGACUCGGUUGUCAUGUAAUCGCAAAGUUGAUUUAUGUUGCGUUUAUCUAAAGGUGCCUAGAUCUCUGCAAAGCGAGCCAGCCCGGCUCAUGUAAUCAGGCUCUUAGUUUUAUAGCCAGAUUUCUCGCCCUCCCCCUUGACCUCACCGAUUUUUCAAAGCCCCCCGAACCCACACACCCAAAAUCUCAGCCCCCACAGACAUCUUCGUACCUCCUUCUCCAUAUUAAAUGAACUUUCCCUUAUCCAUGCUGUAUCUAUCUGAUCUGAACAGAAAUUCUAACAACAUUUAAAAUAAGUACAAAAUAUAUGUUUUUGACUAUUGAUAAGAUCUUUCACAACCACCACGUCAUUUCAACAGACUGUAACUACACUAUUUCUUGUUACUUCAUGUCAAAUUCAGUUUCACUGAUUAACAAACUACAGCCAUUUUCUUACUAAUCCACGUUCAAUAUGACUGACCGAUAGUGCGGUAGCCAAACAACUUCAUCAUCACAUCAACAUUGUCUAUGCUAGUACGAUAUUUGAAAUUGUGGACAAACAUAAUUUAGAGAUCCAUUGCUAUGUGGACGAUAGUCAACUCUAUUUAUCAUUCUGUCCUAAUGAUAAUGCAAAUCAAGAGGCCGCCUUAGCUAGGGUCGAAACAUUGGUAAUUGGAUGCUGAACGACAAAUUGAAACUGAACGAUAGUAAAACUGAAUUCAUGAUCAUUGGCACAUCGCAGCAACGAGCUAAAGUAUCUAUUAAUAGCCUUCGUGUCGGGACUGCAACUGUCACCUCUGUGUCGUCUGCAAGGAACUAGGACUCAUGGUUUGAUUCUAAGCUGGCGAUGGCAAUCUAUAUUUCAAUCUAUCUAAAGGCAACACCAAGACUCUGGUUCAUGCCUUUAUUUCAUGCAGAUUCCAUCACUGUAACAGUCUUUUAUAUGGCCUGUCGGAGUAUCAACUCAAUAAGCUACAGCAUGUGCAGAGCAUGUGUGCAAGAUUAGUAUGCAGUGAAAGUAAAUAUUGUCUCAUUACUCCUUCAUUAGUUAGAUUUACAUUGGCUGCCUGUAAAAUUCGGAAUUGAAUUUAAAAUCCUGUUGAUUGUUUUUAAGAUUUUUAAGAGCUUGGCACCUUCGUAUUUAAGUUUGUUAAUUACUCCUAAGCCUGUAUCUAGAUAUAACUUAAGAAGUUCUAGCGACAGUACUCUACCUAGUUAUCCGAAUGUUAAGCCCAAAGCAACUCUCGGUGAACGGGCCUUUCUGUUUGCCGCACCUAAGUUAUGGAAUGUUCUGCCAAGAUAUAUAGGGAAUCCAUUUCUAUUGACACUUUUAAGAGAGUGCUGAAGACUCACCUUUUUAAAAAGCAUUUUGUACCACUUAGAUUAUAAGAUUGUAUUUUUAGCUUAGAUUAUAAAUUGUUUUUAGCCUAUAAUUUUCAAGAUUAUGCUAACAGAUUUUUUCUUUUUAACUUUUAGCCAUUAGUUUUUGUAUAAUAUUAUACAUGUAUAUAUAUAUGAUUAUCUUAUUUUAUCAUUUUUGUUAUCAAAAUUUUCUUUAUUCUUCUUCUUCUUAUUAUUAUUAUUAUUAUUAUUACUACUAUUGUGUUUUUUUCCCUAUGGCGCAUUUGAAUAUAUUUAUAUAGAUAUUUUCGCUUUAUAAGUUUUGAAAUCAAUUUGGAAUUAAUAUAACUCCACGCCUUCCACUUCACUCAUCUCAACCAACCCCUAAAAUAUACAACGCUACUUCACUACUCACACAGCCCUAUACACUUAAAAAACUUCACACACGCGUUGUACAACGACGCCCAAAUAUACGCUCCCACAGUGUCUUGUUUUGUUUUGUUUUGUUUUUUUUUAAUUUGGCUAUGCAUAGCGAGUAACCAAAUGAGUUACUGCAGGUUUUCUUUUCCUUGUGCUGCAAAAGGCUCAAAAAUCGAUUACGUUUUUGUUCCAGCAAUAAGUUGGUAACCCUGUGGCAUUAGAUCUACGAGAAAAGGUAGUUAAAUUGCAGCUUCGGUUUGGACAGAGAAAAUAAGGUUGGCAAGUCAUAACCAUUAGCCAUAUUUGCCUCUUUCCAGGCUCACAUGCAGGCACGGUAUGUCAUUCUGCGCGUGCUCCUUGAAGCUGGUGAAGGACUGGUACAACUGACCAGUGUCACAGGCUCAGACGGCAAACCGGAUGUGUUAAUAAAGCUAGAUAAAACAAAAAUUGAGUCAGUUGGCAGACCAGCUAUUGGAAAGUUCCUCAAAAAGCUUCAGGUGAGGUCGGUCUCUCUCUACUUAUACAUCUUAUCACAUUUGCUUUUUGCUUCUGCGUUUCCUUUCUUCUGUUUGCUCUCGCUGCUUUUUGCAGGCUACAGAGAAUGAGAUUUUUCUUCAUCAGUGUACCCAUGCAUCGAUCAGUGAGGGUAGACUUAAACUCUGUCCGCAAACUACUGUCGCCAAUUUACCCAGCAACCCCCUUGCGACAACUAGUGUCACCCACGCACUCCCUACAUAACCUGUUGACACUGAGUAUGGAGUCUAGCCUUGUCUAUAGAUUAUUACGUCGUUGAAUGAGGGGAAUACUACUAAUCAUUAACCAACUCAUAUAUUUUACCAUCCACGGUGUUUGUCGCAGGUUUUCAAGUCGACGGCGGAUUACGUUUCCGGAAAAGCUUUGUACGAUCGCUACUCAGCAGUAGAUGAUGAAUUUCUCGCUCUUCGAAAAACAGUUCUGGCCCGGAAGACGCCCAGAAGGAUGUUUGUCCAGGCCCACACUAGUCUGACAGGUAAAAAUGUAUUACACAGGCUCACCCCAGGAUUUUUUCAAUGUGAAAAACGUGAAUAGCGAGUAAAAUGUACGUCGGUGCAUCCAGUAUGCUUCUCAGAAUUUUAGGGAGAGAUGAGGAGUGUUUGUUUGGAAACCAGUAGAAAGAAGUGAAAAGUUUUAUACUUUGUUCCUAAACAGCAACAUGUCCUGCAAUAUAAUUUUUUACCUUUCAUACUAAAUGCCACACAAACACAGAUGAAAAUAACAGUUUUGUGCAGUGAAGUAGCAAGAUGUUUAGAGUGUCAAUCAGAUGGCUAUACCAAAAAUUAACAACUGUUUCUUUCACUCAUAUUGCACCCACUUUGUUAUAUUUCUCCCCUUCUCCUUAAAUGUCAAGAACCGUUCUAUUAAGCCGUCAUUUACUGGAGAGAUUGGGAAGCAUGAACCUGCUUAUUAUUGGGGUAAAAAUAUCCAGGGAUACUGAGAAUUAAAGGAAAUAAAGGGAGAUGUAAAGAAUCAACCAUAAGAGGACACAGAAACAAUCUGAGCCCCAGAUGGGAUUCGAACCCACGACCCUCCGUGUUCUAGAUCGGAUUCUCUAACCUCUGAGCUACUGAGGACUCGUUGGCGACCAAGGGUCAUUUUUGUGGGUUGGACUUGCGAACCGCAUCUCGCAGUCACACAGUCCAUCACAAGAAGAAAUACAGUCGAACCUCGCUAUUUCGAACUCGGUUAAUUCGAAGUCCCCGCUAUUUCGAAGGAAGAUCGAAUGCCCUUCCCCUUUACGCUUCCCCGGUUAUUUCGAAGCCCCGCUAUUUCGAACUUUUUUUGCAUUUCCCUUGGGACUUCGAAAUAGCGGGGUUCGACUGUAGUAAGAAAUGUCUCACCCAUUUCUUACUAUUUAUGUGACUGUGUGAUACAGUUAAGCCUUAAUGUGUUGCUUGUGAUGGACUGUGUGACUGCGAGAUGCGGUUCGCAAGUCCAGCCCACAAAAAUGACCCUUGCUCGCCAACGAGUCCUCAGUAGCUCAGAGGUUAGAGCAUCCGAUCUAGAACACGGAGGGUCGUGGGUUCGAAUCCCAUCUGGGGCUCAGGUUUUUUCUGUGUCCUCGUAUGGUUGAUUAUUUACAUCUCCCUUUAUUUCCUUUAUUAUAUUAAUAUCAGUGGCAUAGAUACUGAGAAUUGCCAAGAAAAACUAAUUAGAGGAAAACAUCUUGACUUUGCAAUAUAUUGAGGGGAGGUGGGGAGCAACGGUUGGCGCCGUGUUGAAAGCGCUUGCCUGUUGUCAAUGUGGCCCGGAUUUAAAUCCUGGCUUUGACUUUUUAUUUUGGUUGAUAAUGUUGCUCUUCCCGUCCGAUUCUUUUCCGAGAUGUUUUUUUUUUUUUACCCGGGUACUCUAAUUUACCCUAACUAUCCUUAAACUCUUACAAAUUCCUAUUCCAUCCGGGAGACACAAAUAUCGCCAAACGAAUUCUUUAGAGCCCCUAAGGUUUUACCAGUAAAUAGCUAAGUUACUUUUACAUUAUCACUUGCGAGUGGUGUUUUAAGUCUGCGGCGUCCACGCUACUUAUUCCAGAUUUAAACCCAAGUUAAGGGGGACGUUGACGAAGUUCUCAGAGUUUUCAUUUGCUUCUUUAAACGUGAGUUUUCUCAAUUGGUUUAUUUAUUGUUUUCGUUUUCACAGAUGACAAUUGUGUUACCCUGACAGAGUUUGAACCUAGUCCUGCUGGGAUGAUCAACUCUUUUACUACUCGUUUUGCUAGACACGACAGUGUGUUGGAAGAUCUGUGGAAGGCAGAGAUGCCCUACCAUAGGCUGUGA
Messenger RNA from Porites lobata, 24617 nucleotides. The record is from the annotation of a GenBank genome assembly. NCBI's taxonomy places the organism in Eukaryota, Metazoa, Cnidaria, Anthozoa, Scleractinia, Poritidae.